CCGGCCUUGCGCUGGUUUGAGUCCUGCACGCGGCACAUAGAGGUGGUGCGAGAGGGCAGGUUGGAACGCGUGACCUUCACAGUGCCGCCCAUCUGCGAGUUCUUGACGGAGCAGGCGAUGGAGCACAUGCUGUCACAGACCAAACGGGAUGAGCAGGGCAGCAAGAUAGCCUAUCUCGUGUCGUGUCAGGAUAAGUUGUACACAAAGGUAGUGUGGGAGUAG
Molecule: messenger RNA, 222 nt
Organism: Sphaeroforma arctica JP610
Lineage: Eukaryota; Ichthyosporea; Ichthyophonida
Exons: 1
Biological process (GO): calcium ion transport
Source: RefSeq, a predicted model, not a curated record